Molecule: messenger RNA, 4470 nt
Organism: Heterocephalus glaber (naked mole-rat)
Lineage: Eukaryota; Metazoa; Chordata; Mammalia; Rodentia; Bathyergidae
Gene: Lrrc8a
Product: leucine rich repeat containing 8 VRAC subunit A
Cellular component (GO): cytoplasm
Molecular function (GO): protein binding
Source: RefSeq, a predicted model, not a curated record
UCCACUCCCUCUUCUUCCUCUGCCCCUUAGGGUGCCUUUGAGAAGGAGGUGUGAGGCGGAGAGCUUGAUGAGGGGAGGGCACCGGGGGCAAAGACUUGGAGGAGCUGAAAUUUCCGAGGACCUCUUCCCCCUUUCCUAUUUAGUAGUGCUUAGAACUCUUGCCAAACUGUAUUCUGCGCUCUGGAGCAAAGCGGCAGAUGGACUGGUACUGGGGAAAGAGAAGAUCGGCUGCGGGUGCUACUUCCUGUGAGGAGAAGGGAGUGGGAGUGUGUCCUGAGGCCCCGGGCAGUGCCCCUGGCUCAGUCUGCCUGGCGUGGUCUCCGUGAAGGGCAGCAGCGUCCAUGGAGCAGAAGGGAUGCCAGGAUCCCGAGCAGACGGAUGUGUGCCAGCCUCAGCACCUCCCACCGACGCGCAGAUAGCAGCCAGGGGUUGAACCAUGAUUCCGGUGACAGAGCUCCGCUACUUUGCGGACACACAGCCAGCAUACCGGAUCCUGAAGCCGUGGUGGGACGUGUUCACGGACUACAUCUCCAUUGUCAUGCUGAUGAUUGCUGUCUUUGGGGGGACGCUGCAGGUCACCCAGGACAAGAUGAUCUGUCUGCCUUGUAAGUGGGUCACCAAGGACUCCUGCAAUGACUCGUUCCGAGGCUGGAUGUCCCCCAGCCUGGAGCCCGCCUACCCCAACUCCACGAUCCUGCCGACGCCUGACACAGGCCCCACGGGCAUCAAGUACGACCUGGACCGCCACCAGUACAACUAUGUGGACGCCGUGUGCUACGAGAACCGUCUGCACUGGUUCGCCAAGUAUUUCCCCUACCUCGUGCUCCUGCACACGCUCAUCUUCCUGGCCUGCAGCAACUUCUGGUUCAAGUUCCCACGCACCAGCUCCAAGCUGGAGCACUUCGUGUCCAUCCUGCUCAAGUGCUUUGACUCGCCCUGGACCACCCGGGCCCUGUCAGAGACGGUGGUGGAGGAGAGCGACCCCAAGCCAGCCUUCAGCAAGAUGAACGGCUCCAUGGACAAGAAGUCCUCAACAGUCAGCGAGGACGUGGAGGCCACCAUGCCCAUGCUGCAGCGCACCAAGUCGCGGAUUGAGCAAGGCAUCGUGGACCGUUCGGAGACGGGGGUGCUGGACAAGAAGGAGGGAGAGCAGGCCAAGGCUUUGUUCGAGAAGGUGAAGAAAUUCCGCACCCACGUGGAGGAGGGGGACAUCGUGUACCGCCUUUACAUGCGGCAGACCAUCAUCAAAGUGAUCAAGUUCAUCCUCAUCAUCUGCUACACUGUCUACUACGUGCACAACAUCAAGUUCGACGUGGACUGCACCGUGGACAUCGAGAGCCUGACGGGUUACCGCACCUACCGGUGUGCCCACCCUCUGGCCACGCUCUUCAAGAUCCUGGCGUCCUUCUACAUCAGCCUGGUCAUCUUCUACGGCCUCAUCUGCAUGUAUACGCUGUGGUGGAUGCUGAGGCGCUCGCUCAAGAAGUACUCGUUCGAGUCGAUCCGUGAGGAGAGCAGCUACAGCGACAUCCCCGACGUCAAGAAUGACUUCGCCUUCAUGCUGCACCUCAUCGACCAGUAUGACCCGCUCUACUCCAAGCGCUUUGCCGUCUUCCUCUCAGAGGUGAGUGAGAACAAGCUGCGGCAGCUGAACCUCAACAACGAGUGGACGCUGGACAAGCUUCGGCAGCGGCUCACCAAAAAUGCGCAGGACAAACUGGAGCUGCACCUGUUCAUGCUCAGUGGCAUCCCCGACACCGUGUUCGACCUGGUGGAGCUGGAAGUCCUAAAGCUGGAGCUCAUCCCCGACGUGACCAUCCCACCCAGCAUCGCCCAGCUCACGGGCCUCAAGGAGCUGUGGCUGUACCACACAGCGGCCAAGAUCGAGGCCCCGGCCCUGGCUUUCCUGCGCGAGAACCUGCGGGCGCUGCACAUCAAGUUCACAGACAUCAAGGAGAUCCCGCUGUGGAUCUACAGCCUGAAGACGCUGGAGGAGCUACACCUGACGGGCAACCUGAGCGCCGAGAACAACCGCUACAUCGUCAUCGACGGCCUGCGAGAGCUCAAGCGCCUCAAGGUGCUGCGGCUCAAGAGCAACCUGAGCAAGCUGCCGCAGGUGGUGACGGACGUGGGAGUGCACCUGCAGAAGCUAUCCAUCAACAAUGAGGGCACCAAGCUCAUCGUGCUCAACAGCCUCAAGAAGAUGGUGAACCUGACUGAGCUGGAGCUGAUCCGCUGCGACCUGGAGCGCAUCCCCCACUCCAUCUUCAGCCUCCACAACCUGCAGGAGAUCGACCUCAAGGACAACAACCUGAAGACCAUCGAGGAGAUCAUCAGCUUCCAGCACCUGCACCGCCUCACCUGCCUUAAGCUGUGGUACAACCACAUCGCCUACAUCCCCAUCCAGAUUGGCAACCUCACCAACCUUGAGCGCCUCUACCUGAACCGCAACAAGAUCGAGAAGAUCCCCACCCAGCUCUUCUACUGCCGCAAGCUGCGCUACCUGGACCUCAGCCACAACAACCUGACCUUCCUCCCCGCCGAUAUCGGCCUCCUGCAGAACCUCCAGAAUCUGGCUGUCACGGCCAAUCGGAUCGAGGCGCUGCCCCCAGAGCUCUUCCAGUGCCGAAAGCUUCGGGCCCUGCACCUGGGCAACAACGUGCUGCAGUCACUGCCCUCGAGGGUGGGCGAGCUGACCAACCUGACGCAGAUCGAGCUGCGGGGCAACCGGCUGGAGUGCCUGCCCGUGGAGCUAGGCGAGUGUCCGCUGCUCAGGCGCAGCGGCCUGGUGGUGGAGGAGGACUUGCUCAACACGCUGCCCCCAGAGGUGAAGGAGCGGCUCUGGAGGGCCGACAAGGAGCAGGCCUGAGCGAGGCUGUGGCUAGCAGCAGCAAGACCCCGAGUCCUCAGGCCAGCCAGGCCGGGCCCUACCUUCCAGGACUCCCGGACAGCUGGCCCCGCCUCAGCGGCAGGGCUGGGGCCUGGUGUGAGCCAGGCCAGGCUCGAGGAUGGAGUCUGAGGGGCUGGCCCCUCGUGCCCUCUGAGACUCACCUGGGGUAGGCGCCUGCUGGGGAGACCAGAGACCUAGCCGGGCCCAGAGCACAGUAUUUGGACAAUCAGGGUCUCCUCCCUGGAGGCCACCUCUGUCUCAGAGGUCGUGCCCGCGCCAGAGGCCCAGGGACAUCCAGUUAGCUCUUGGUAUUUAUUUUUCUCCACCUCCCAUCUCCUCCCUCCAGGUGACUUACGCAUUCCCAAAAUGUUCGGGGCCACUGGAGGUGUGUAAGGAACGGUGGGCAGUUUUCCUCUCUUCCUUUCGGGGAUGCCACCAGCCCCGAAUGCCCGCCAGGACUGAGGCCAGGGGGUCGGGGCGACCAGGCUGCAGAGGGUCGUCCCGGUGGCCGGGGCGGCAGGACCCAUGGGUGAGCAGGCCCCCCUCGUCGCUUUGCCACAUCCCUUUUUGUGGCAGUUUUCAAUGUUACUUUUAAGUCAAAGAUUUUUUGUUUUGUUUUUUAAACUGAAAGUUGAUGGUUUGGGUAUUAAAAAGAAAAAAAUACCAGAAAAAAAAAAGAAAAAGACACUGAAGGCCAGUGAGUUGGAGUCUCAGGGUUGGGGGGUGGUUUCCCUCGGAACAGGCAGAAGAGUGAGACACUGAAUUGUAUUUCCUUCCCCUGGGGUGUGGGUGCAGGACGUCUCCGAAUCCGGUGUGACCUUGAUCCAGUAGUUCUGUUUUUCCGCUCUUCUCCUGGGGUGGGGAUUUUAUAUUUGUUUGUUUUUGGGGGGUGUUUUUUUUUUUGUUUUGUUUUUUUUGGUGUCUUGUUUUCUUUCUCCUCCGUGGAUCUUGGCAGGGACUCCUUUGUGUGGCUGUCGGCCAAAGGGAAUGUUCCAGAGCUGCCAACAAGGGAAGAGACGCGGUUGGUGACCCCCGGACAAACAGAGCUCCAUUCUCCCCACUGCCGGCGCCCUCCCCGCCCUCCACAGUGUUCCCGAGCCACGGGGCCACUCCGCCUGCACUCUCGUUUCCCCACCUCGCGCGUCACGGCUCUGCUCAGUGCCACUGCCCACCUCCACUGGUCUGGUCAGCCCUGUCACUGUGGCCAUUCCCGAAGGGCAGGCAUUUCAGGGCGGCCAGGCGCGGGGGGCUCACUGCUGGGAGGGCAGGCGGCCCCUGUUUUUUGGUUCCAAGCCAGUUUCCCGGCCAGCACCUGGUAAGGGGAAGCCACCCGCUUUAGGUCAUCACUCGGGCCGCCACUUCAGGAGGGUCCCUGCCUUAGAUCAAUCACGUGGACACUAAGGCACGUUUUAGCGUCUCUUGUCUUAACAGUUACGUCCAUUUGUCUGUCCAUUUGUGUUUCCUGCAUCGUGUCAUUGGAUGUAACCUUCAGAAAUAAUGCACACUAGCCUCUGCUAACCAUGAAGCAAUCCGUUACACAGACUCAGAUCAAAUAUCAAAUAAACCUAUAACACAACGAA